UCCACCCAGGCAUAUCGCGCACACACACAGAUAGAGAGAGAGAGUGACGUCAUGGAUGACGCAAGCGUACGAAGCCACCUGGAAAAUAAAAUGAUCGGAGGCGGUGCAUCGUAUAUAUGCGGUGGUGGUGGCAGAAUUAAUCGGCUGUAUUAUUUUUCCAAAUAUUUUUAUUUUUAAUUGAAGGAAUUACAAAAAAAUGGCAGGAAAAAAUAGCAGCGUAGUAUGUGUAACAGGCGCCGGUGGGUACGUGGCUUCAUGGCUGAUCAAGCUUCUCCUUUCUCAGGGCUACACCGUCAAUGGCACCGUCAGAAACCCUCGAGAUGAAAAAAAUGUUCAUUUGAAAAAACUCGAAAAUUCAGCCGAAAGGCUGAAAAUCGUAAAGGCAGAUUUACUGGAUUUCAACUCCGUUUUUGCGGCUGUUAAAGGAUGUGACGGAGUGUUCCAUGUUGCGAGUCCAGUUCCUCCAGGCUCCGUUCCAAAUCCAGAGGUGGAAUUGGUUAAGCCUGCUCUAGAAGGUACUAUUAACGUACUCAAAGCAUGCUCCGAGGCGAAAGUGAAACGAGCGGUAAUCGUUUCAUCAGUUGCUGCAGUUUACAUGAACCCAAAAUGGCCCAAGGAUCGAGUAAUGGACGAGACUUGUUGGUCGGACAUUGAAUACUGCAAGGCCAAUAACCAAUGGUAUUGUGUUUCGAAGACAGUGGCGGAAGCCGAAGCUUGGGAAUAUGCAAAUAAAACGGGGCUUAAUGUCGUCACUUUGUGUCCGACGCUCGUUUUGGGACCUAUGCUGCAGCAUGCAACAAACGCUAGCAGUUUGGCUCUCGUUAAGAUAUUGAGAGAAGGAUAUGAGGAAACGGAAAACAACCUCCGGAAAAUAGUAGAUGUGCGCGAUGUAGCCGAGGCCUUGAAAUUAGUAUAUGAAAAACCCGAAGCUGAAGGUAGAUACAUAUGCACAGCCCACGCGAUCAAGAAUCGGGAUUUAGUUCAAACUCUCAAGGAAAUCUAUCCGAACUAUAACUAUCCCAAGAGCUUCAAAGAUGGGGGAAAUAUGUCAGAAGUGAGUUCAGAGAAGCUGCAAAGGCUUGGCUGGAAGUAUAGGCCAUUGAAAGAAACUCUUGUGGACUCUGUUGAGAACUACAAACAGGCUGGGCUUUUGCACAAUUGAAUACAUCACUCGAUUCUCAUCACUCGAAUCUUUGUUUUCGCUUCGUUUUUUAAUCAGUACCCCACUGAGGCACGUUCGAGGUGUUACAUCGUAAUCCGAUUUCCGUGUUACAUUUGUUUUUAUGUUUUUAAAAAUGAAUAAAAUACCAUCAUAGAA
Molecule: messenger RNA, 1318 nt
Organism: Erythranthe guttata (spotted monkey flower)
Lineage: Eukaryota; Viridiplantae; Streptophyta; Magnoliopsida; Lamiales; Phrymaceae
Product: cinnamoyl-CoA reductase 1
Molecular function (GO): oxidoreductase activity, acting on the CH-OH group of donors, NAD or NADP as acceptor
Source: RefSeq, a predicted model, not a curated record